AUGAAGUCUAAUAAAAUCAACAAUAACACAUUAUACCCUCUCUGCAUUCGGAUUCAAGGUAUCCUAGAGAAGAGCUUGUUGUCAGCGCUUGGUUCUUGGGACGGCACUUUGCAUUUUGCACUAUCUGCUACACAGAAUAUUAUGUUGGGUAGUGGACCCUUCAAAGACCAAUGGGAAUCCUUGUUGCUGGCUAUACACAAGUUGUGUCAACUAGUACACAUCAGCUUGGGUGAGAAUGGCUACACAGAGCCUCCUAUCACUGCUAUGUGCAGCUUGUACAUGCAACGCCAAGUGUUUUCUAAGAUAACGGCCACUCAUUGCAAAGUGUCAUUGGCCCUACAUGCAACAAACAAUCCUUCCCAUAAAGCAGAUCUCAUAAAUGAUAAGUGGCGUGUUCUGCAAAAAAUCACCCUUGCCCGCAAAGAUUUGCAAGGAAAAGUAGUUUCCUGCUCACACACUUUAUUUUGGAAGGGGGAUUUUGUAGAUGUUGCAACUAAACGCAAUGCGCCUACCAACUCUCCUGCUCCUGACGAACUCCUGGCCAAAAAAAGUAAAACAAGUGGAUGUGUAGAUCAGCAGGCAUGCUCAGAACAUGUUGCUACAACAUCUGCGGACAGAUUGUACCGAGAAAAGCAGGAAGACAAUGUGCAUUCAAAGGCCAUGCGCAUCAGAAACUUUGUUAAUUACUCCAACUCAGAAAACUACACUUACAGCAUCAAACAAUUACCUCCCAUCAACGCUUGGGGAGUGAAGAAGCACAACAAGGACUGGUCACACUACAUUUGCCACCCUAGAAGUAACACACCUUAUACAAUAUGGGUAGUUGGUCUCAUCAGCAAGGUCUGGUUCUUUGCGCCUGGGCCAAACGGAGCCCCACACCCUCAAGUUCCUUACAAGAACCUCAGGAAGGUACAGAAGCCAAUGAUUGGGGUGAUACUAACAUCAUGGCCUGGCACCAUCAAACUCCUUUUUACCGACAAGGAAAUCAUCAAACAAUGUUUCAGGCUGUCCCCUUCACAGCCUGCUACGAUGCUCGUAACUCGUUCACUGAAAAAUGCGACAUGGAGGCCUAUCCCACUCACUGUGUGA
Messenger RNA from Serpula lacrymans var. lacrymans S7.9, 1089 nucleotides. RefSeq lists its product as uncharacterized. The transcript is spliced from 10 exons. NCBI's taxonomy places the organism in Eukaryota, Fungi, Basidiomycota, Agaricomycetes, Boletales, Serpulaceae. The record is from RefSeq and is a predicted model, not a curated record. Bases 1 to 1089 code for a protein of 362 amino acids.